AUGUCCACACCUGCACGUCAGCAUCGCUUCAACGUCUCACUACAGAUCCACGUUCGCUCUGUUCGAUCCGCGUUGAUCAUGGAUGCUAUCGAGGCACUCUCUGGAGCAAGACACCGGGCCGCGGUUCCACCCCAAGGAUAUGCAUUCCAAGCAUCCUACCAAGCAGCAGUGCCAGAGCAAUCCUCCACGAUCAUGGAUACAAACACCUUGACCGAAAUCAAACCAGCCAUCCAUGAUGAAUCCGAAAAGCCGUCCUACGAAGUCUUGCCUUCAGAGAUCUGGCUCCUUGUCCUAAGAGAGUGUCCAACAAGCUCGUUAAAGAAUAUCGCCCAAGUCGACAAAACUCUCCACGAUCUAGCAUCUAACCAACUCCUUCGAACUGUGGUGCUCGGACAAGGUACACUCGGCAACUGCAUCCUCGACAAAACCCUGGACAACGCAUCCGUCAUCAAAGAUCCUGCUGCCUUCUCCACACUCGUCCUCAACCACAAGCAAUUGCGCUGGUACAAGGCCACUAAGGCUGUCUUUGUGGUCUACAGAACCGCAACUUUUGUCGUUAGGCGCUCGGCUCUGCCACUGAUGUGCUACUACAUCACACAUCACUUUGCACCGGAGGAGCUCGACAAAUUCAAGUGGACCAUAUGGCUCCAGAAACAGAAGAUUGUGACUCUAUGGCCCCUCAAUAUGUGGAUGGUCAAGCAUCCAAUCAUGGGUACUCUGGACACCUCUCAUCGUCCGUUGGUAGGGGGUAUUGCGGCUCAAGACGAACAGCACAUCACUUCCCCCUCCAAUCACUAG
This is a messenger RNA of Aureobasidium namibiae CBS 147.97, 798 nucleotides long. RefSeq lists its product as uncharacterized. Lineage: Eukaryota; Fungi; Ascomycota; Dothideomycetes; Dothideales; Saccotheciaceae. The transcript has a single exon. Gene Ontology annotation, molecular function: protein binding. The coding region runs from base 1 to 798 and encodes 265 amino acids. The record is from RefSeq and is a predicted model, not a curated record.